AUGCAGCAAAUAACUCCGCUCCGACAGACGCACUGGUCUGGGGUUCAGGUACAGCCUAGUCUUAGUGUCCAGGAGGGUUACAGGUACCAGGUACUACGCUGGUACGGUGUACUCACUAAACCAAAGUUAUCCUCUCUCUCUCUCUCUUUGCCUUCGCCCUGUCAGAUAGCUCCAACUUUACUUCCUAUUCACCCUCCUCCCCGUGUCACUUUCCGCGGCAAUAGUCACUCCACUAGUCGGCUUAUUGCCACCGUGCGUGAUGCACGCUCGUCUAUUAGAGUUAACGGAUUGCUAUUCAUCCCAAAAGAUCUACCACAUGCGAGUCAAUAUACAGAAAGAGGCCCGGAGGCCCUCUGCCGAGUCAGAACCGCUAAUGCACGAUCUGCAUUCGCAGAUUGUCCGGCCGUCGAAGCAAUGCCCACGUUUUCCGGGAACUACAAGAAUAGUUUCAUCGAUCAUGCAGGGGCAUGGAGCUAUGCGCCCUUCUUCUCCGUCCAUGUCGGUGCCCUUUCGCUACCCCCGAUUCAGUCGGAUUGCAGGCGUAGUUGCAUACAAGUAUCCACAGAACAGUCGAACCAUUGUCAUUUCACUCAAGUAAUUUACCCACUAUCUUCCCACCUGCAGCCACGAGACAGGCGGCGUUCGCCUUCCAAUCGGUCUCGCAGCCACAUUGGUGGUCCACUCGAAGAUAGAGGGCGGGAGAAAGGAAAAGAACCAUGUGCAUCAGAAUCCGAAGACUUCCGCCACCCGACCACAGACCCUGAACGGCCUGCAGAGCAAAAGAACAUGGACAAGAAUAUUGCACAAUUUCGGGGACCAAAAACCCAGGGUAACAUAAUUUGGUCGGAACACAUCAGCAAGAGAGAAAAGGACGCGGACACAGUCAAGAAGAAUCACAGAAGAGGAAGAUCACAAGAAUCAUAG
Aspergillus niger is the source of this 924-nucleotide messenger RNA. RefSeq lists its product as hypothetical. The transcript is spliced from 5 exons. The record is from RefSeq and is a predicted model, not a curated record. Bases 1 to 924 code for a protein of 307 amino acids. Lineage: Eukaryota; Fungi; Ascomycota; Eurotiomycetes; Eurotiales; Aspergillaceae.